ACACACACACACACACACACACACACACACACACACACACAGAAGCUCCGGUGACUGAUUCCCCACUACACCACACUACACCACACUACACAGUCGCUCCCCGACGCUUCUGGAUGUAAUUUGUUUCUUUGUGUUUAAAAAGCCAAAUGUGGCCGAUUUAAGGUCCGAAUGUGAUCCUGUGUCUGUUCUGUGUGUCUGUCGGUCUGUCGGUCUGUCGGUGUUCUUUAGAACCGCAAGUCCGUUAUUAUCUGUGAAAAGUGAACCGCUCUGAAUCUCCUCAUUUAUCUCCACAAACACGGUUUAUAUCGGCGUUAUAAACACAAACGUCGAAUAACGAACUUGAGCGGAGACAAAGACAAACUUCAUCAUCGGUGUGAAAACAGCGUUUUAUGAUGACAAGCGUUUUACCUGCCAGGAGACAUGCAGCUGUUUGUGUUAUACUGGCAAGUCUCUCUGCAGUAGCGAUGGCUUGUAACAGCUAUUAUGAGGAUGCUAUCAAGGAGUUGUGUCUGGCUAAGUUCAAGGAGGACAUGGAAGCUCUGGACCAGGGCCAUUGGUGCAGCUGGGAGGACACAGUAGAGUCCUAUGGAGAGCUGACAAACUGUACUUUCCUGGUGGCCUGGAAGAUGAACUGUUUCUGGCCCAACAGGCUUGUGGACGAGUUCUUCAUCGGUGUGCACAGACACUACUUCCAUAACUGCUCGCCUACAGGCCGCCUGCCUCACGAUCCACCCAACAGGAUUUUAGGGCCCUUCAUCAUAGUGCCCAUUGUGGUCACUCUGCUCAUGACAGCCCUGGUGGUGUGGAGGAGUAAACGCAAUGAGGGCAUUGUGUAACACAUCAUCCUGCUCCGCUGACCCCCUGAAGCACCGAGGCUCAGGUUACCGAAACCCAGAGAACACGUACCAUGCUGCUGAAACAGGGAGAUGUUCAACUAUUGACUUGUAGCUUGGAGAACUUGUAGAACGGAGCUGCCUGCAGUCUACACACACACACACACACACACACACACACACACACACACACACACACACACACACACACACACACA
Messenger RNA from Tachysurus fulvidraco (yellow catfish), 1051 nucleotides. RefSeq names its product receptor activity modifying protein 1 (gene ramp1). Gene Ontology annotation, cellular component: cell surface; signaling receptor complex; membrane. The record is from RefSeq and is a predicted model, not a curated record. The transcript is spliced from 3 exons. Lineage: Eukaryota; Metazoa; Chordata; Actinopteri; Siluriformes; Bagridae. The coding region runs from base 390 to 836 and encodes 148 amino acids. Gene Ontology annotation, molecular function: coreceptor activity. Gene Ontology annotation, biological process: receptor internalization; calcium ion transport; protein localization to plasma membrane.